AUGACGAAACCCCAAAAAUGUUCCUCUAGAUGGUCUGCUAUGUUAGGUUGCAGAAGUGAGGUGAAGGAAGGGUGUUGUUGGGAAGUUGGUAAUGGAGAGAAGAUGCAUAUCAAGACUGAUCCUUGGAUUCCGAAACUUCAUCACAGGAGGCCUAUCCCCAAUUUGCAUUCAACAGAGCAGCCUGUUUUAGUUAGUGAACUUAUCCUACAGAACCCUCCAAGGUGGGAUAUAAACAAACUCCAGCUAUGCUUCCAGUCGCAUGAAGUCGAGACUAUAUUGGAUAUCCACUUACCUAACAUCAGUGAAGAAGGGACUGAGGAUAAAUUACUUUGGCUUCACCAUCCUAAUGGGGUCUUUACAGAAAAAUCCUUCAUCAAAACUUUAAAUGACAUAACUCCUUCUUCUUCUCAUUAUGAGUGCAGGAUGUGUAAUGGUGUUGUUGAAACUUUGAAACACUUGUUCCUAUACUGCCCUGUAUCUCAAGCUGUUCUUUUUGCUUCUCACCUGAUUCUCAGAAUUGAUGCAAGCCUAAAUCUCUCAGUUCACCACUAUAUCAAGAGUUGGUUAUUAGAAGGUGGAGACUACUCAAAGUUAAAAAUGGGGAUUUGUCUGUUCUGGAGUAUAUGGAAGACCAUGAAUAACAUAGUCUUCAACAAAGGCACUGUGCAUAUUCAGAAAAUGCUUCAAGAGGCUUAUUACUGGUUCCACCGUGAUACCAAUAUUCAAGACGAUACCACUCUGCCUUCUGAACAAGACUUACUAGACUCUGCCGAGACUGUUUGCACCCCUGUAGAAGCUGAAGCUCAUGGUGCUUUGGUGGGAAUUGAGCUUGCCAUCAGCAAGGCUAUGAGGCACAUUAUCAUUGAAGGUGAUUCACUCACUGUGAUCAAUUCUCUUAGGUACAAUAAUUUCCCAGUCCCUUGGCGUAUUAAGAAUACUAUUGGAAAAAUCAAAGACAAGCUAGGGAAAUUUACGUUUGUUGAUUUUAACUUUAUCAAAAAGGAAGCCAAUUUCAUGGCUCAUUCCUUAGCAGCUUAUGCUGUUUAG
Molecule: messenger RNA, 1047 nt
Organism: Papaver somniferum (opium poppy)
Lineage: Eukaryota; Viridiplantae; Streptophyta; Magnoliopsida; Ranunculales; Papaveraceae
Exons: 3
Coding region: 1-1047 (348 amino acids)
Molecular function (GO): nucleic acid binding; RNA-DNA hybrid ribonuclease activity
Source: RefSeq, a predicted model, not a curated record